UUGUUCUUUUUGAUCGCAUCCCCUCCACUCGUCACAGCACACAGAGGUACAUACUGUAGCCUCUCAUGUUGCUAGAACAUGUUUUGGGACCAUAUCGACAAGACUCAAGCUUUCCUUGCUUUGUGCUAAUGUCCAAGCUGCAGUCUUCAUUCAUAAAGAGUAAAACAUGCCAUCAUUCCGGCGUUCCCAUAGAGGGGUUGUAGUUUUAGAGGAAAGCAGGCAAAACCAACACCGGUAGGUGGAUGCUUCCUCUAAACACUUUAGCUUGUCGCUAUUUACCUGCAACCUGACACUUCCGGUGCUGUGUAAAUAGUUUUGUUUCUCUUAAAUGCGUUGGGAAAGACGCCGCCACGAGAACUUGAAGGCACCGUUAGAAAUAGAUACACGACGGCUCAUUCGUCAAGAAUUCUGUCUGUCAAACGCAUUAGCCAAUUAUAUCAAAUAACUCGAAAGACGUAAUGGGUGAGCAGUAUUGGCGCUCCUGCCCCAAAUUGUAAAUUAGCAGGGCAACUUCAAAGAUGCCGUCAAGACGCACUCUUAUGGAGAUGGCCGAGGCAGCGUUUAGUGGGUUAGGGAAAAACACAACAUCCAGGGGCAUCGCGGAGAGAGACGUGCCUCACAUCCGUCUGGUUGGUGAUGCCGAUGUGGAGGAUAUAUACGCAUUUGGAAAAAAGUUGGGCCAUGGUAGUUAUGGGGUGGUGUAUGAAGCCACGCACAUUAAGACACAGAACCAAUGGGCCAUCAAGACUGUUUGCAAGGCAGAGCCAGGAAGUACAAAAAUCAAGAUGCUGGAGCAGGAAAUCAAAAUACUCAAACAAGUGGACCACCCUCAUAUAUUACGUCUGGAAGAGAUCUAUGAAACCGCUCAGAUGACAUAUUUGGUUACUGAGCUGUGUGUUGGAGGGGAACUGAAGCAGGUGUUACAUCAGAAAAAGUUCUUUCCAGAGGAGGAAGCAAGACACAUCAUCGGCUGCUUAGCUGACGCCAUCACCUACCUUCACAAAAAGAACAUAAUGCACCGGGAUUUGAAACUUGAGAACAUUCUUGUGAAAAAUUCUCUUGAUGACUACAGUGGCAAGCUUGAUAUCAAGGUGGCAGAUUUUGGAUUAUCAGUGAAAACAUUUGGGGUUGGAAGUGAAAACAUUCUGUCAGAAGUUUGCGGGACUCCAAUCUAUAUGGCUCCUGAAAUGAUGAGCCAACGUGGUUACACACACUGGAUUGAUAUGUGGAGUGUAGGAGUCAUUAUGUUUAUUUUGCUUUGUGGGGAGCCUCCGUUUGUGUCAAAAACAAAAGAAACCCGCCUUAAGGAGAUUAGAACAAUAGGAGUCAGAUUUUCUUCACCUAUCUGGGACACAAUCAGCGAUGCAGCAAAAAGAGUACUGACGUGCCUCCUGAAGGAAAACCCUGCGUACCGCAUGUCAGCUAAUCAGCUGCGAGACAACCCGUGGAUUACAGGUGACACUAACACGCCCGCCGUACCCCUCAAUGCACUCGAGAUGAUGCACAACUUCCACGAGCAGGAGAAGACUACACAGGAGCCAGAAGAAAACCAGGACUUGAAUUAUGCUGCCAGAACUGCUUCACCAUCUUCAUCACAGGCUGAACGCAAUGGCGUGAGCCACUCACAUCUAAAUGAUGCUCCCUGCACACCCUCAACAUCCACUAAGCUGACCAAAGAGGGCAGUGGUCAUCAUCAACAAGACAAGCGUAAAAGCACACCCGCGGACUUGAAUCAACCCACCACCCAACAGACUGGCGGGAGACCCUGCAAACAGUCCAGUUUAAAGUCUCGCAAGUGUCAACGUAAGACCAACGUCAACACGGUACAGAAAGCAGCCACCCAUCAAAAUAGCCACAGAUCUCCACCACCUCCUGUGAAAGUAUGACUGGUUUCCAGAGACAGCUAGACUGACAAAGACUAAACAUGCCUCACAUGACAAGGAAGGACCUCAGAAAGUAGAUUGUGUUUCAUAAAGAAAUGAUUUGAUGAUUAUUAGCAUUGUUUUAUAUAUGUUUUGCAUAUUUAACUAUAUGGUUUAGUAGGGAAUUGUGAGUAGUGCAAUCUUGACUCAUCUUGGUAAUGAGUAGCGAUACACGGGUGAUGGCAGGGCCAAAUAAAUGUAUGUACACCUCUGUGCAUUCUAAUAAGAUUCAAUGCUAGAGCGAUAUCUUUAUGAAGAUAAUAAAGCUCAUUAUAAUCUACAUUGUUGAGCUAUUCAUUUAAUAAUACAUUCAUUAUAGUGGUUUGUAGUGAUGUACAUAGGGUACUGCAUAUUACAUUGUUAUUACGUAUUAUUGGCCGAGUGGUUAGCAUGUAGGACACUCAGUUAGGAGAUGGGUUCGAAACUCCUCUUGUGGAGUUUGCAUGUUCUCCCCAUGCGUGUGUGGGUUUUCUCCGGAUACUCCGGUUUCCUCCCACAUUCCAAAGACAUGCUAAGUUAAUUAGCGACUCCAAAUUGUCCAUAGGUAUGAAUGUGAGUGUGAAUGGUUGUUUGUCUAUAUGUGCCCUGUGAUUGGCUGAUGACCAGUCCAGAGUGUACCCCGCCUCGCCCAAAGACUGGAUGGAUGGAUUAUUUCAGUGCACCAUGUACACCACUCCAAACCACAACCAAAAUUAAUUAAUUACUUAAUUAAUGUUGCCACCAGUAUAGAAUAUAUGUACUGUAUGAAAGCAGUGCAAUCUAAAAAUCACCUGCACGUACUGUCCUAUUUGUGCCAAAGGGGCUAGCUCUGACGGACAUUUGUGCAGAUCUAAUGCACAAAUGUUUACUUUUAAACCUAUUGCUGUUGCCAGACUGCCCAAACAAUACAUGGCUUUGUGGAGCAUUCUUCUGGCUAUUCAAACACACAGAAAGAUCAACAAAGGUGACGUCUCUGUUUUCUCUUUUAAAGGAGCAAAUUAAUCAGAUGACGGGAAAGGGAGCCACACAGCAAAUCUCUGUCCUUAACCUUUUAUAUUGUUAAGUGUGGAUAGCUUUUCUGAAUGGAUCUGCAAGCAUUGAGAUACUGUCCUUUGAAUAAAAAAACAUUUCAUUUUGAAUGACACCUGACAAGAGAUGGCUGAGUGGCAGAGAUCAAAGGUCAAAUCAGUACAAGGUACAUCUUUUAAACCUUACAGAUAUCAAAGGUCUAGUGAAAAAUGUACGUUUUAUACUUUUUCUUUACUUACAAUAAUAUGUGCACCUAGUGUACUUCACUUUCUGGCUCCAAUCUUUAGAGAAGUGGUCAGUUUUCAAGAUCUGUGUUUUCAUCACUUCAUGAAGAAAAACACUUUUCGUCAUGGACAUAAUACCACCCCUGACCCACCCAUAACUAGAUAAGCCCAUCCUGUGUAUGCACCCACCACUUCACGGAGGACAGCUUUGUAUAAAAGCAGGCUUCGCUACCCUUUGUCAAAUAAAGACCAACAUACUCUGCAAACUGGUCAGUCACCUACAAACAUUGGAGCUCUAAGGCCCUGUCCACAUGAGAGAGAAUUCUCAU
Messenger RNA from Doryrhamphus excisus (bluestripe pipefish), 3483 nucleotides. RefSeq names its product serine/threonine kinase 33 (gene stk33). NCBI's taxonomy places the organism in Eukaryota, Metazoa, Chordata, Actinopteri, Syngnathiformes, Syngnathidae. The record is from RefSeq and is a predicted model, not a curated record. Gene Ontology annotation, molecular function: protein kinase activity; ATP binding. Gene Ontology annotation, biological process: protein phosphorylation.